Molecule: messenger RNA, 1206 nt
Organism: Fundulus heteroclitus (mummichog)
Lineage: Eukaryota; Metazoa; Chordata; Actinopteri; Cyprinodontiformes; Fundulidae
Product: SDR family oxidoreductase
Exons: 6
Coding region: 79-810 (243 amino acids)
Biological process (GO): fatty acid beta-oxidation
Cellular component (GO): mitochondrion
Molecular function (GO): 2,4-dienoyl-CoA reductase (NADPH) activity
Source: RefSeq, a predicted model, not a curated record
CUAAAGCUCCCUGGUGUGCGCCUCAGCUCCAGUCCAGUGAAGGAGCCGCGGUGCAUCUCUGCUCGUCCAGCAGCGGUCAUGUCCACCUCUGACAGGGUUGUGUUGGUUCUGGGAGGAGCGGGGACCGUGGGUUCUGGCAUAGUCAAAGCCCUGCUGGACAAAGGUUUUAAAGUUGCAGUGAUCUCCAGAGACGCCAGCAGACUGGACAGACUGCGGACCUUCGUCUCUCCCAACACUCAGCAGAACCUCAUCACUGUGGUGGGAAACGUGGGCUCAGAGGAUGGAGCAGAAGAGGCCAAGCAGGCCCUGCUGGAGCAGGUGGGGAAGGUGACCGACAUCGUUUCUUCUCUGGGCUUCAGCUGGUGGCAGGGCGGCCCCCCCCACACCCAGACCCUCAAAGACCUGCACUGGGUAAUCGAGACGUUGCUCUUCAGCACCUUUGUUUCCUGGAAGGCGUUCUUCCCGUUGGUGAGGGACACCGCCGAGUCCAGCUACACCGUCAUCACAGGAGGAGCUGGAGAGAAGCUGCUGAUGCCAGGGACGGGCUUCCUGACGGUGGGAGCAGCCAGCGCUCUAGCUUUCUGCCAGGUGCUGCGAGAGGAAUACCCUGAGGUGCCCUGCAAACUCAACCAGGUGAAGAUCAACACAGGUGUGGCGACUCCAGAGCGCAUGGCACCUGGCUACCUGAAUCACCUGGACCUGGGCGAGGCCGUGGCAGCGCUGGUGGAAAGAGGAAGCUCCUCCCACACCGUGUUCGCUGUCAGCAGCCCUGCAGACCUAAAGACUGUCCUCCUGGAGGGGAACCUUUAGAGAACCUGCAGCAACUCCUGUUUGCCAGCAUGUUCCAGCAGCUUUGCUUGUUUCAUGGGUUCUGCAUGGGUUCUGUAAUGUCCUGCUUGUUCAAAGAUGAUCAACUCAUACUUUUGCAUGUAUUGUAGUUUUAAAGGUAAAAUAAGAAGACAGUUUUAAAUGUUUCCAUGUGGACAUCCACAGCAAACACACCCUCAGCAUGGUGCAUUUCUGCACAUUAUUGGAAACCUGGAGCUAGAGCAGAGGAACCAACAGCAGAACCAACAUGUUUGAUAAGAAGUUUACCGACACUCUCCACAGGGACAGGCGUCAUUUAUUUAGAGCUUUUAAAAACUAAUUUACACUCAUGAUAAAAUGAUUCUGCUGCAAAGAUAAUAAAGAAACAUUGAAACUGUA